AUGUCCUGCCAGCAAAACCAGCAGAAGUGCCAGCUCCCCGCCAAGUUCCUCCCCAAAUGUCCACCUAAAUGACCCCCUCAGGCCCCUCAGGUCCCUGCUCCCUGCCCUGCUCCUGCCCCCUCCUACUAUGUCCCCAGUUGCUGUAUUUCUGGCUUUGGAGGCUGCUGCUCUCUGGCAUCUCACCAGUUCCCGUACAUCUGCCUAUGCCAGCCCACUUCCAACUGCUGUGUGAGGGAGUCCUCUGGGUGUUCCAGUUGUUGCCAUGGCCUUGGGGGCUGGAGGUGA
Molecule: messenger RNA, 285 nt
Organism: Diceros bicornis minor
Lineage: Eukaryota; Metazoa; Chordata; Mammalia; Perissodactyla; Rhinocerotidae
Gene: LCE7A
Product: late cornified envelope 7A
Biological process (GO): epidermis development
Source: RefSeq, a predicted model, not a curated record